AGGACGUUCCGGACUGUCUAAACGUGGUUGGGGUGUAGGAGGAUCAUAAGGCAGGUAGGCUGCUCCUUCAUUACACCCAUUUUUGUCGAAAGCCGUCCUCCUGACUCCAGGUUCCCGCAUACAUACACGCGCGCGCGCGCACAUCGGGGGUGUGUACAGUGAGCAUCAGUGGCGCUGGCUGCUGUUGGACGCACGUACACACCGCCAGGCACUGCGCUCCAUCAGACGGACGCCCAUGAUGAGAGGCUGCUCCAGCAGGUCCAAGCUCUCGCAGAACCAGGACAGAGCGGUAUGUAUGACCAACUGUCCCACACUCAUUGUUACCGUGGGCCUACCUGCCAGAGGGAAGACCUACAUCUCCAAGAAGCUGACCCGCUAUCUCAACUGGAUCGGAGUGCCCACCAGAGAGUUUAAUGUUGGACAGUACAGAAGAGAGUUUGUAAAGAUCUACAAGUCCUUUGAGUUCUUCCGUCCAGACAACGAGGAGGGGUUAAAGAUCAGAAGACAGUGUGCUUCAGCGGCAUUGAACGAUGUGCGGGAGUACCUCACAGAAGACGGAGGCCAGGUUGCGGUGUUCGAUGCAACAAACACUACCCGAGAAAGAAGGGAGACCAUCCUGGAGUUUGCGGAGCAGAAUGGCUUUAAGGUGUUCUUUGUGGAGUCAGUGUGUGAAGACCCAGAUGUCAUACAGGAGAACAUAGUGCAAGUGAAACUGGGUAGCCCGGACUACACCAACUGCAACACAGAAGAAGCAGUGGAAGAUUUCAUGAAGCGGAUUAAGUGCUAUGAAAACUCGUACGAGACACUGGAUGAGGUUCUGGACAGAGAUCUGUCCUACAUUAAAAUCAUGGACGUUGGUCAGCGGUACUUGGUCAAUAGAGUGUUGGACCACAUCCAGAGCCGGAUUGUCUACUACCUCAUGAACAUCCACAUCACACCCCGCUCCAUCUACCUGUGCCGCCACGGGGAGAGCGAGCUAAACGUCAAGGGUCGUAUCGGAGGAGACUCGGGUCUGACGAUUAGAGGGAAAGAGUUUGCUAAGAAGCUGAGCCACUUCAUCCAGGAGCAAAACAUUAGCGACCUCAAGGUCUGGACUAGUCAGAUGAAGAGAACCAUCCAGACAGCCGAAGCUCUCAAUGUGCCCUAUGAACAGUGGAAGGUCCUGAAUGAGAUUGAUGCUGGUGUGUGCGAGGAGUUGAUGUAUGAAGAGAUCCAAAAAAACUACCCUCUGGAGUUUGCACUAAGAGACCAGGACAAAUAUCGCUAUCGCUAUCCAAAAGGAGAGUCCUAUGAGGACCUGGUGCAGCGGUUGGAGCCCGUCAUCAUGGAGCUGGAGCGGCAGGAGAACGUGCUGGUCAUCUGUCAUCAAGCGGUCAUGCGCUGCCUGUUGGCAUACUUUCUGGACAAAACAGCAGAGGAGCUUCCAUAUCUGAAGUGCCCGCUGCACACGGUGCUGAAGCUGACACCGGUGGCCUACGGCUGUAAAGUGGAGUCCAUCGGCCUAAACGUGGACGCAGUGAACACGCACAGAGAGAGGCCAGCGAACGUAGACGUGUCGCGGAUGUCAGAGGAAGCUUUGCUAACAGUGCCAUCUCACCAAACGUGAACGUCCACCGUACGGCCGAAGACGCCCUGCAGACCGUCCCUCCUCAUCUCUGAUACCUCUGCUGGCUGGAACCCGGUGAUGCUGAAAGCUGGACCUUUCCCCUUCCUCCUUUUUCUUCCUUUUUUUUUUUUCACCUUUCCAAAUGUGCACAACCUCCUCACACUGGUGACCAUCUGGUUAAUGUGUCUCCUCCUUCCUCCUCCACCAGCACCAUACACACACACACAUUUCUCUGUUACCCCUUGUUUAAGCAUAAUUUUUUGAGGAACUUGCGAGUGUCCGGGCCUCGGUGUUCAGCGGGGCCCUCGGCAUCGCUGGUCCAAAUUAUUUAUGAAUCAAAGUAUUGUCUUGCACAGCGGGGAGUUAAACACUUGGCUCACGCAGCAGAUUCCUGUCUGCCUGUUACUGUACUCAGUGUGGUUUCAUUGUGUUGAUUUUGCGCAGCAGUAGCACUAACACUGAAAGUUACUGUGAUGUGUCUUGAAGUAUUAAUCCUGUGAUUUUUUUUUUUUUUUGAUUUUUUUUUCCGCUCCAUGUUUUUGAUAUGCAACUGUAACGUGCAAUCAUCAUCGGAUGUGAAGCUGUCUUCAGUGACAAUGUGCAAUUUGUAGGCCGCAAACCUACUCGGACAACAGCUUACUAUUUUUAAAGUGGUGAUUCAGUGUUAGAUUAAAGGACUGGGUCAAUAAUUUUUAAUGGUAAACAAGUAGCCAUUUCAUUUUGUAGGGCUGGCUGGUGUAAUAGCUUUCCUUAGCUAUGUGGUGUACAGUAUCUGCUUGUACAGUGUCAGCUGAAACUGAUGUUUUAUGUAAAUGAUGAUUCCACGCACGGGCCUUCAGUGAAAAUACACUCACAUGCUUUCGUCACUCGUUUCUUUGAAGAACACAUCAGAGCAUUAAACAUGCAAAACAGGAAAAAAAAACACAAUAUUAGCUUGAAGUUGGUGUUUUGGGUCAAGAUUUUAAAAAAAUGUACAUCCCAACUACACAAUAAUAAAGAUGUUAUUUUUUUAAGCCAACCA
This is a messenger RNA of Oreochromis aureus, 2627 nucleotides long. Its product is annotated as 6-phosphofructo-2-kinase/fructose-2,6-bisphosphatase 4-like. Gene Ontology annotation, biological process: fructose metabolic process; fructose 2,6-bisphosphate metabolic process. Gene Ontology annotation, cellular component: cytosol. The transcript is spliced from 15 exons. Gene Ontology annotation, molecular function: 6-phosphofructo-2-kinase activity; ATP binding; fructose-2,6-bisphosphate 2-phosphatase activity. The record is from RefSeq and is a predicted model, not a curated record. NCBI's taxonomy places the organism in Eukaryota, Metazoa, Chordata, Actinopteri, Cichliformes, Cichlidae. Bases 236 to 1606 code for a protein of 456 amino acids.